AUGUCUCCUGCGAAGAUGCCGGAGCCUGUUCUUCGACGGAUGAACUCCAUCGCAGAGCUUAAUCUUUCGUCCAAGGAUCAGAACUUGACUUUGACCUUUCCCAUCCUUAAUGGUGGAAACAAAGUCUCUCAUGUUGCAGAUGAUCUUGAGCUCAUCUCCUUUCGAUCACAGACAAAAUAUACUUCUUUGAAGGAUUUGCUGCCCUCACCGCUCGCUGCUAGAAUCCAAUCUCCUGAUACCACCGCAUCUGCUCAAUCCGGUUAUGAGAUCUCCAUUAAGAACCAUCUGGUUAAGCAGGCUGCUCGAGCUUAUUUACAGCCAAAGUCUGUGUCGCCGAAUUCUUCUGGUCGACAUUUCUUUCUGCAGCUAUGGGUUAGAUUUUCCCGUGAAUACUUGUGGAGACCUGUCAAUGUUUGUUCUGAUUUCAUAAAUCAACACAUCGUAUCAAGGAUCACAGGGGCCUUCCAUCAGUUUUUUGGAUUGAUUUGGGUCGGGAAGAACCAGGGAAGAUAA
Macadamia integrifolia is the source of this 513-nucleotide messenger RNA. RefSeq lists its product as uncharacterized. The transcript has a single exon. The record is from RefSeq and is a predicted model, not a curated record. Lineage: Eukaryota; Viridiplantae; Streptophyta; Magnoliopsida; Proteales; Proteaceae. The coding region runs from base 1 to 513 and encodes 170 amino acids.